GAAAGGGCAUUGCCGCGAGCCAGAAGCGAGCCGGCUCCCGCCAUGGAGAACGGGAUGCAGCUGCUCAACCGGGACGGCCACAGCAUCUCCCACAACUCCAAGCGGCACUACCACGACGCCUUCGUCUGCAUGAACCGCAUGCGGCAACGGGGCCUCCUGUGCGACAUCGUGUUGCACGUUGCCGCCAAGGAAAUCAAGGCGCACAAGGUGGUGCUGGCCUCCUGCAGCCCCUACUUCCACGCCAUGUUCACAAAUGAGAUGAGUGAGAGCCGUCAGACGCACGUCACGCUCCACGAUAUUGAUCCGCAGGCUCUGGAACAGCUGGUCCAGUACGCCUACACUGCUGAGAUCGUGGUGGGAGAAGGGAAUGUGCAGACAUUGCUCCCUGCAGCCAGCCUCCUGCAGCUGAACGGGGUGCGGGAUGCCUGCUGCAAGUUUCUCUUGAGCCAAUUAGACCCCUCCAACUGUCUGGGCAUCCGAGGUUUUGCAGACACCCACUCCUGCAGCGAUCUCUUGAAAUCGGCGCACAAGUACGUUUUGCAACACUUUGUGGAUGUCUCCAAGACGGAGGAGUUUAUGUUGCUGCCUCUCAAACAGGUGUUAGAUCUCAUCUCCAGCGACAGCCUCAAUGUGCCUUCGGAAGAGGAAGUUUAUCGAGCCGUUUUGAGCUGGGUGAAGCACGACGUGGACAGCCGGAAGCAGAAUAUUCCCCGACUCAUGAAGUGCGUCCGUCUUCCCUUGCUCAGCCGGGAUUUCCUGAUGAGCAACGUUGACACCGAACUGCUGGUCCGGCACCAUUCGGAGUGCAAAGAUUUGCUAAUCGAAGCCCUCAAGUACCACUUGAUGCCCGAGCAGAGAGCCGUCCUCAGCAACAGCCGCACCCGCCCACGGCGCUGCGAGGGGGCCAGCAUGGUGCUCUUUGCUGUGGGCGGAGGGAGCCUUUUUGCCAUCCAUGGGGAUUGCGAAGCUUACGACACGCGGACUGACCGCUGGCACAUGGUGGCCUCCAUGUCUACCCGCCGGGCCAGGGUGGGGGUUGCGGCCAUUGGGAACAAGCUUUAUGCUGUGGGAGGUUAUGAUGGAACGUCUGACUUGGCUACCGUUGAGUCCUACGACCCUGUCACCAACUCGUGGCAGACGGAGGUCUCCAUGGGCACCAGGCGGAGCUGCCUUGGGGUGGCAGCCUUGCACGGCCUUCUCUAUGCUGCUGGGGGCUACGAUGGAGCUUCGUGUCUGAACAGUGCUGAAAGAUACGACCCGCUAACCGGAACUUGGGCAAGUAUCACAGCGAUGAGCACCAGAAGGAGAUACGUCCGCAUAGCAACUCUAGACGGCAACCUCUAUGCCGUUGGAGGCUACGACAGCUCAUCCCACUUGGCAACGGUGGAGAAGUACGAACCGCAGAUCAACACCUGGACACCCAUUGCCAACAUGCUGAGCCGCCGGAGCAGUGCGGGCGUGGCUGUCCUGGAAGGGAUGUUGUAUGUGGCCGGAGGGAACGAUGGGACCAGCUGCCUUAACUCGGUGGAGCGCUACAACCCCAAAACCAACACCUGGGAAAGUGUGGCUCCAAUGAACAUCCGUAGAAGUACCCAUGACUUGGUGGCCAUGGAAGGCUGGCUCUACGCCGUGGGUGGGAACGACGGCAGCUCCAGCCUCAACUCCAUCGAGAAGUACAACCCACGGACCAACAAGUGGGUGGCAGCUUCGUGCAUGUUCACCCGGCGUAGCAGCGUGGGGGUGGCGGUGCUGGAACUCCUCAACUUCCCGCCCCCGUCCUCGCCCACCCUCUCGGUGUCCUCGACGAGUCUUUGACGAAGGACCCUGCCGUUCCCCGCCUCGCCCGGACUGCAGCGUCUGUCGGAGCGCGAAGCCGGCUUGGUCCCCCCCCUCCGGAAGCCGAUCUCUGUGAAGGGGGGUGCUGCACCCGGAGACUUUCCCCCAGGGGGGGGCGUCCGUUGGGCUCAGCUGCAAGAGGGGAGUCUCCUACUAGAGAAGAAGACAACCGAAAACCGAGAAUUCUCCGCGCGUCCAUUGUUGAUCUCACCGCAACUAGACCGAUGCUGCCUGGUUCUCGUAGGCCAGACUCACCAACCUUUGAGCUCCACGACGGGACGUCAAUUUCUGGAUCUAUCUCAUGCCAGGGACUGAGUUUGGUAAGGGCAAAAAUCAAGGGGCCGCCACGAGCUAAGCCUAACGACACCCAACCGUGGAGUUAUUCACGCAGGCUGUGUGCCAACUACAGAACCUUUAAGCUGUGAACAUCACAAUUCGCCAAAAACCUCUUACCAAAACCUACGGUUGAAAGGUGUACGGGCGAAAGGAGUCCUCUCACCUCGGUGUCUAGCAAAAAAGGAUGCCUUAUGAUGAAAAACGGGGCUGAGGUGCUCCACAGGUCCUCUCCGUGUUCUCCACGUCUGUAGGCCACCCAUUCAGACAUCCUCCUAGUAUUUUUCCCGGGCGGCCCGUGUCCGGAGCUGUCUCCACAUGGUGGCUUAGCUCCUCCUCUGAAACUGGGAAGAAUUUGGUCGCAGUUGUUCGGUGGAUUGGAGAGGCGUGGGGCCUACGGUGGAUUCUGUGGUGUGACAGUUCGAGGUGCGCCGGUAGCAUUUCCUUAAUUGCUCGCCUCAGCUUCCCCUGCUUUGUGUGGUUGGGAGUGCCAAUGAUAGGGGCCUUUCUAAUUUAUUUGCUCACCUUUUUGCCAGCCAAUCCGCUACCUGCCUGCCUGCCUGCCUUCCCCCUAUUUAUUUCCUUAUUUAUUUAUUUAAAUCGGAAGGUUUGCAGGACAGAAAAUGGCGGAUUUGGGCGCUUUGUUAAUCUACUCCGGAGCCAAAAAACGUGGCCGCAAUCUACUGAAGGGAAACUUUCGUGGGGGAAAAAUAUCCCCAAGUGCGGCCCAAUCGCCACCUUCCUUUUGAACGGACCAACUUGGCAUUGUGCAUCUUGUCUUUUUGGCACCAAUAUGUGCCCGACUAUUGUUCCGGAGCCUUCUCCCCACAAUUCCUGACUAAAAAAAAAAAUGUCUGAUUUCAGAGUGUUAUCCUGCCACGCUCGUUCACGGAAGGGAGUGUGAAGCGACAUAUAAUAUGAACUGCAUUAGGUGGGUUUCGUUUUCAAAGCGCUAAGAAGGCGAUCGAAAAUUGUCCCACGGAGGGAGGGCAACGUUGCCGCACUUCACUUUGGAAGGAUUUUUUUGUUUGAAAGCACGAAAAUGCACAACGUUUGAGGCCUUGCCUUGAAAAGGUUCCAGUUGUUGUGCUGUUCCCUCACUUGGGGUGGGGUUUGGACUACAAAACCCAGCUUGGAUGCCAGCUAGCCCGCCGUGGAGAAAAUUGGGUGUGGGGGGGGAGAGGAAAGGAAGUUGCUUGAAGAGUAUGGAUGACCUCUCUUUGUCUUUUGUCUUUUGGAUGCAACAGUGAAAAUUCUGCGGGAGAGGCUUAGGACACAGAGGCUCUCGUAAGUCAGCCAAUCCUUCUCGUUGGUUUUAUUCCACCCCAUUACCACUUUGCUGCUUCUGGAGUUGUUGUUGUUGUUUUGUUCGUUUGUGUGUUGGUUUUAUUUAUUUCGUCACUGGUUUCACUGUGACACCAUUUGGCCAGUUCGCAACGAUGCUGGAUGGAUGGAUGGGACUGAACGUCCAACUCGCAAGCUUUGGAGAUUCCUCGUUCAAAUUUUGCUUCAAAUUUGGCGCCAGGUUUUGGGGGUUCUGGGUCAGAAGUGGGGUUUAUAUAUCAAGCCACGAUUAAACAUGUCCUUCCGUGAUCAGCUUUACAGACCACGAUGGGUCAAUUUCCCUAACUGGAUAAGCCACAAUCAAACAGACUGUCGAAUGCUCGGUGCCGUAUUUUUUUGUUAGCAAACCACAGUUAUGGGUCCAUCACGUCUUCAGCCAAGGUGUCCGCGGCUGGGGAUUCUGGGCGUUGAAGUCCACCCAUCCUACCGUUCAUAUAAGCCAUGAUUUGAAAACAAACAAACAAUCCGUGGCCUGUUUGCCACCAAGGGUGAAUCUAAAGGGCAACUAUGCUGGGCUUCUCUGUAUCCAUGAUUUAGAUUUAUAAGCAUCGUGGCUUAGCUUCGGAGGCGUUUUUGCAAAAGGACGUUUGCCGAGAAACGAUUUCUGUAAAUCUGUAUUUCUUCGCUCGGCUGGCGUUGUGCUCCGCCUUCCACCCAG
This is a messenger RNA of Thamnophis sirtalis, 4171 nucleotides long. The record is from RefSeq and is a predicted model, not a curated record. NCBI's taxonomy places the organism in Eukaryota, Metazoa, Chordata, Lepidosauria, Squamata, Natricidae.